Messenger RNA from Dendronephthya gigantea, 835 nucleotides. Its product is annotated as bax inhibitor 1-like. The record is from RefSeq and is a predicted model, not a curated record. Gene Ontology annotation, cellular component: mitochondrial membrane. Gene Ontology annotation, molecular function: enzyme binding. The coding region runs from base 114 to 830 and encodes 238 amino acids. The transcript has 10 exons. Lineage: Eukaryota; Metazoa; Cnidaria; Anthozoa; Malacalcyonacea; Nephtheidae. Gene Ontology annotation, biological process: negative regulation of endoribonuclease activity; negative regulation of RNA splicing; cellular response to unfolded protein.
UCGGCCACGAGCAUCUUCUCCCAAUUCUGAAAUCGAAACAAUUUCAAAUACGUUGUUACGAAAGCUAUUACCUAACAAACACAGGAAAGAAAGCGUUUAUAUUUGAUUGAUUUAUGAUGGAAAGAUUGACCAGGAAUCGAGGAUUUAACCUUGAAACGUUGACAGACUUCUCAAAGCUGGAUGUCCCAACCAAAAAACAUUUGAAAAAUGUCUAUUCUGUUUUGGCGAUGUCCAUGUUCGCUGCUGCAGCAGGAGGGGCUGUGCACAUGUUCACCCAAUUCUUGAAGGGUGGUUUUCUCUCUGCCAUUGCUGGAAUUGGUCUUCUCUUAUUGCUUCUGGUCACUCCUUACAAUGGCAAGAAUCAGACAAAACGAAUUGGGAUUUUGAUGAGCUUUGCUUUCUGUACAGGUCUUGGAUUGGGGCCAAUCAUGGAGGGAGUAACCCAAAUUGAUUCAAGCAUUGUACCAACAGCAUUCUUCUUCACAACUUUAAUCUUUGUGUGUUUCUCACUGAGCGCAUUGUUGGCUGAAGAACGCAGCUAUCUUUACAUGGGAGGUUUGCUUGGAUCUGGGUUGACAAUCCUGUUGGUCAGCUCCAUUCUUAACCUUUUCAUGCGUUCCUAUUUUCUCUACCAGGUUCACCUUUAUCUUGGCCUGGUUGUGUUCAGUGCAUUCAUUCUGUACGACACCCAACUGAUUGUGGAGAAGUUCCGCCGUGGUGACAAAGAUUAUGUUUGGCACUGUCUCGAUUUGUUCAUCGAUUUUAUUGCAGUUUUCAGGAGAAUUAUGGUGAUUCUUGCACAAAACAAGGAGAACAAACGCAAAAAGUGAAGCUC